GUGCGGUGGUGCGUGCCUUGAGGCUGGUUGGUUGACACACAUAAUAAGUACUUACACGCAAUGCAAGUCACUGGCUUCACACAUCGAUCUCAGAGCCACGCAGGCAUAGCUGUCACCUGGCACCCAUCCAUCCUGUGAUAUCAAAAACAUCACCUAAAUGCCGCCCGUCAGUCUUUCUCGCUCUCAUUCACUCAUUCAGGCCGGGAAGGGAAGCUACAGAGAAGGAAAGAACGAACGGCGCAUUGCAAUGCGUGCAUUGACUACGGACAAGGAGGGAGGGAGGGUGGAAGGAAAACUCACUCACCGCGACCCGUGCCAAGUAAGAGUCAGCACGCCUCAUGCAAUCGAAUCAACCAACAGCUGGGCCCUCUCCUCUCACACACCCAGUGAGUCGAUCGGGAUCACGCUCGUCCACCAGAUGUUUGCGCACCCGCCCGACGAAGGGCAGCUGCGCGAGCGUCUCGAAGACAAACUCGAUCACCUACCACCCAGCAGGAGGGAGAGGGCACGCGAGCCACGAGCAAAAGGGGUGAAACCGCCAGGUAUGAAACAAGCAAGCAUAGAGGGAGGGAGGUCAUUCCGGAGUUGCACAAAUAGCCGACAAAACAUUGUGUGCCCACGAGGGACGGGGGGAAAGGAAUCGAAUCAAGCCAAGAGAGUCCAUGGACGGAGGGAAUGGGCGAGAGAGACAGCAGCCAGCCAGCAGGUACGGUACGGUACGGUACGAUAGCCCGACAGCCCCCCUUUACAAAAAAAGGAACUCAAAGUCAAAGAAGCCCCCAAAACAACACCCCGCCCAGCCAGUAAGCAAUGCCCCUCCCCUCCUUGCCCUCCCCGCCCUCCUUGCCCUCCCCGCCCUCCCCUACCCCCCCUCCACCUCUGUUGCGUCAUGCUCACACCCCUCAGAUAUGCACGACCGCACACCGUCAUCAUUGUCCCCUCCUCCAACGGAACCCCGACCGUUCAGCAGCAGCCCCUCCUCACCCGUACACACCGUCGCACCAGGUAACGCCAUAUGCGCCCGAUGUUCGUGGUCAUCGUCCGCUGACGCCGAUGCAGCUGCAGUAGCUGCAGUAGCUGUUGCUGCUGCAGCUGCCUGUGCGCGGUGGGAAGGGCCGCCCACACCGACAUCGGUGAUGCGGGCGUGCAUCCCCAUGCCCAGGUCAAUGGCGGAGGGCUCGUUGGGGGGAAUGGUGGCGCCCGUCGAUGCGGCGUCGUAUGCGUCCGUGGCGAUGUUGCUCGUCUGCACACUGAUAGCCGACAGGGCGUCGACAGAUGCCGGCACCGAGGGGAGGUUGACGCGCAUAGAGGUUGGCGACCGGCCGCUGGUCGACGCGACGGCAGCCCUCUCGCCCACAGCCACCAGGGCGCUCCCGCUGCCCCCGUCCUCAUAGCUGUUGGAAUGGGCGUAAACAGGCAGAGCCACGUGCGCCGAGCUCAGCUCCACCUCUCCAUAAGCGUCGGCGGGGAACCGUGUGCCCUCUGACGGCGGCCCACCCGGCGGCAGCACCCCAGACACCGAGAAAGACACCUCACCGUCAUCUGCCGGCACGUCCGACCGCGGCAUGUCCCCUCCGUCCCCUCCCUCCGUCACCGAAUGCACCGUCAGCGCCAGGUGCGUGUGGAUCGACUCGGGCGGGUCAUGCGCACCCGUCACGGGCGACUCGAUGACCGGCGAGGGCGGGUCCCUCUGCGUCACUUCUGAGGGCGGCCCGGGGGGGCCCGAGGGCGCCGAGCUGACAGAGAGGGCGUCUGUGCCGAUGGAGAGGGAGAGGGACGGCGGGGGGCGGGGCAUGCGCAGGCAGAACGAGACGAAGUCGAGGACCCGCCUGGCGUACUCGCGCCGGAACCUGACCUCGAUGUCGUUGUGCUCUGCGUUGGGCACCCACCAUGGCCUGAUGGACUUGCUACCCGCGGCCUCGUGCAGCAGUCGGCCGUGGUGGAAGGGCACCUCCCUGUCACAGGUGCCGUGGAUGACCAGCACGUUGCACCGGAUCCGCUUGAGCUUCUCCACAUUGCGGUAGAGGUCGAACCAGGGGCCGCGCUUGAGCGGGCGAAAGAUGCGCAGCCCGCUGGCAAUGGCCGAGUGCAGAAUGAGGCCGGCCACGGGGCACUUGGGGUCGGCAGCAAGGUCGCAUGAGGGGCCGGAGCCAACCGACUGGCCGUAGAGGAUGAUCAGGGAGGGCGCCACGCUGAGGUCCUCGGUGGCGUAGCGGUAUGCGAGCCGGAUGUCCCUGUAAGUGGACUUCUCGGAUGGGAGAGGCGCGGCAGAGAGGCCGUACCCGCUGUACUCGUACGCCAGGAUGUUGGCCUUGACGUUCUUGGACAAAUUGAACAAGUUGGGCUGACGUCAGUCAACACACAGCACACAGCAAAGUACACACACACAGAGAUACAUGGCGCCUCUCUCUCUCUCUCCCUCCCUCUCCCCCUUGUGUGUGUCCCUGUCCUCACCGUCAUGAAGCCGAUAUCAGUCGAAUUGCCGUGCGAGAAGAUGAUGAGCGGCGUGUUCUGGAUGUCCCUCUGCGUGUGCCUGAAGAGGAAGGCCGGUAUCCUGUGCCGCCCCUUGCCCAGCCACACGUGGUGCAGCUGCACCUUGGGCGCGUCCGACAGCGACAGACCCCGUAUGUCAAUGCGGUUGACCCCAUGCACCAGGUACACGACGUCAUCGUCGCCGUCCUUCUCCACUGCAUAGCCCUCCGGCCUGGGGGGGAAGUAUGCGAGGCGUCGGAUGAUGCGGUUUCGGCAUCCCGUGACUGUGAGGCAUCCGAGGCAGCAAAGCAGCCCACUGGACAUGGGCUCGGGGGGAUGGCCGAGGGAGAGGCCGUCGUCCUGCUCGACCACCGCUGCCUCCUCCAGCCGCUGCCGCGGUAAGGAUGCUGGGUCCAAUGUACGGCGGGUGACGUAGGCCUACCGAAAGAAAAAAGUCACCUAGGUCACAAGAGUUCGGUGGGUGCAAAGGCAACUUCCUUACGUGAGUCACAGGGAUAAGCGCCAGGAAGAGCCGUCAGGGAGAUGAUGGUCUUCGGUAUUGGUGCUCAGAUCUGCAGACAGAGACAAGGACACAGCCAUUGGGCGUUCCCAUGCCUUGACGCCCCUCAGAAGGCUCUCUGCAGGGCAUUCACAGGGUUUUUCCCCUUCUUUCGCCCACACCCUGAAUGCCCUGAGGCUUCACCUUUCGCCUGUCAACCUUGAAUCUCCCCUGAUGCUUCGGUUCGGUAUGCAACUCCUGUGGGCGAAAAGGUGGAGAAAACACCAAACCAGCAGAGUGCUGAUCGAUUUGCAGGCACAGACAGCCUGGCAUUGUGACCCACCUGGGACAGUUCCUUCUUGCAGCCUUCACGUAUGGAGGAAACGG
Messenger RNA from Vitrella brassicaformis, 3358 nucleotides. Lineage: Eukaryota; Vitrellaceae. The record is from the annotation of a GenBank genome assembly.